This is a messenger RNA of Nematocida major, 1962 nucleotides long. RefSeq lists its product as uncharacterized. The record is from RefSeq and is a predicted model, not a curated record. Bases 1 to 1962 code for a protein of 653 amino acids. The transcript has a single exon. Lineage: Eukaryota; Fungi; Microsporidia.
AUGUCGUGCUUUGCGGUGAUUGGAGGAGUCCGCGCUGGGAAAACGUCUUUCAUACGCAGCCUCUGCUCUUACGGGAAGUGCUGGGAGACUAGAAAUGGACUCACCCUCGGGAAAAAGGAGCUUCCCCAGGGAUGGGAUGAAUUCGUGGAGUUUUCCCCCCACCCUGAAAAUCCCAUCUUCUCGGGGCGAACUUUCGGCCUUUUCGACGCUCUCGUUUCCCUCGUCGAUGUUUCCACGGGGUGGGAUUCAGCAUCUCUCGAGGCGAUACGGAGGAGUAAAACGAAGAAAGUCCUGGUUUUCGUGAAUAAAGCAGAUAGGAUCCUUUCUAAAGGCAGGGACUCCGAGAAAGUCCUCAUCUCUGCUGUUUCUGAGAUUUCCAGGCAUCUCCUGAAGGAGGAAGGCCCCGAGACUGAGCUCUGGGUGGGAAGCUUAAAGCACGGAAUCUGCAUCUUCCAGGGACUUCCCCAGGACUUUCUGUGCCCAAGAAAAAGGAGGGAAUCAAGCCUUUCCGAGCACGUCCUGAAGGUUUGGAGUGUCCUGGAACUCUCCGGAGCAUCCCCGAAGGAGAGAAAGAAGCUUCUCUGGGGACAGGGAUACUUUGAGUUUGUGAAAAGCAAAAAAACUCUGGAGAGAGACCUCCUCGUACACGCUCUCAGGAUUCCCUCUGUGGAAAGUCUUUUCAGAGAGUUCGGGUUAUUCGGGGUAUUUCAGGGCCUUGGUAGAGACGGGGGGAGGAAACAGGAAAAAGACGGGCUAUUCUGCGAGAUAGUCUCUCUCCUGGGGGGUACUCGGGAGGGGAAUAUUCGGGUGCUUUUGAAGGGAUCUGCUCCGAAUGCGCGGAUUCCUUCGGUUUUUGUCGCUGGGGAGGAGUGCAGGCUCUCCUGGGCUGAGCCUGGGCCCGUGAAUGGGUACUUCCACAUCGCAGAGGUGCAGAUCACUGAGAGAGCGUCUUCUUUCCUGCUUUCUCGGAUGGAGGAGGAAACCCCGAAUAACCCUGGGAUUUCCGUUAUUUUUGAAAGUCCAGAAAAAUUCUUCGGAGAUCCCGGGGAUAUGCUCUACUUUGGCGUGCGAGUCAGGCAUAAGGAAGCACUACAGAAUUCGGGUUAUUCGGAGACUCGGAGUACUCGGGUGGAACUCUCCAGCGCUGGCCCGCACUCUCUGCAGGCCUUCCUGGAGAGAAGCUGCACUUUCAAAGGCUCUUCUGGGGUUAUAGGGCCAAUAUACCCGAUUAGAAGAACUCCUGAAAGGCUGCAGUCCUUCUGCAUUUCAGGAGAUUCUGGCAGAAUCCGCGUGAGCUUGAGCUCGAUCCUUGGGGAAAAGGCGGGAGAGAUAAAAAAUAUUUCAGGUUCGGGUUAUUCGGGGUACUCCGACCCGGAGGAAAAGGUCUUUCUCCUGGGCCCUGCAGGGAGUGAGAACAUGCCCGGAGUGGACUCGGCAGCUUCCCGCAUAAGAAGUGCUUUAGACGCUAUAAAGGACUCGGAGAACUCCCUCGCGAUUUCUCAUGCGAGAAUAUUCAUUGAGCCUGCAGGGGAAGAGUCCACAGGCGAGGAGACGAGCGGAGAGGAGAUUCGCCUGAGCCUGGAGAGAUGUGCAUACUCCGUCGUUGAAAAGAGCCUGACUUCAGAGGUCUUCCUCUCUCUUCCCGUGAAAUACGUUGAAAAGUCCUCGGAUUCUCUGAUAAAUAAGCUUAUCUCGAAAAAGACCGUUGAAUCUUUGGUAAAAGCUAUUUCCUGUGCUUACAGGGCUAAAACACUCGAAUUCUCGAAGAGUCCCUCCCUCCUGGGGGCGAGGAUGACUUUUCAGGUCCCAGCCUCAGAGUAUCCCGGGCUUCUCUCCGUCUUAGGCACUUUCUUCGAGCACUUUCCUCCGAAUAUCCUGGGGUCUGCGUAUACUCCCGUUGUAGAAAGCCCAGGAAAGCCUCCAGCGGAGAUAAAUCUGCUUCCCCUGGGGAAAUACAGAUAA